ACAAAAAAAAACAAUCUUCCUCACGCACGUGCAUUCAUUAGUAAUUUUGAACAGCUAGUUUUGUUGUUUGGCACAUUACGGUAAAGUAAUCCAUAAAAUGUCCAAGUUCAAACAGACCAACGCGCAAAUUUACGCGAAAACUGCAACGGUGCUCUCGCCGGAUACGGUUUACUGGAAGAAAUUGGGGGUGCCCACAUUAGUGAAAGAAUUCGGAGCAAUCGAUUACAUCGACUUUAGUCCAGUGGAACCUUACCAGUUCGCAGUUACAGCUUCGGUGCGCGUUCAAAUUUACAAUCCUGUGACGAAAUUGGUGGUGAAGAAUAUCUCCAAAUUCCAAGAAGGCGCUCAUGGUGGUUCAUACAGAAAUGAUGGAAAAUUGCUGGUGGCCGGCGACGACCAGGGCAAAGUGCGCGUUUUCGAUGUCAAUACAAAAUCGAUUUUAAGAAUAUUUGAUGGACACAAAGCACCGGUUCAUCGAACCUUUUUCAACGCAGAUCGACAUCACGUGAGCAGUUUUUCAGACGACAAAACCGUUAGAUACUGGGAUAUUGCUACGGAGAAGCAUAUCAAAACCUUUUCCGAACAUUCGGAUUAUAUUCGUGCAGGUUGCACCAGCCCAGUGAGUCCUAACAUAAUUGUGUCGGGAGGUUAUGAUAAAAAGAUCAACAUGUAUGACACGAGGACCAAGGAAAAAGUACUGUCCCUCGACAAUGGUAGUCCCGUGGAAUCGCUUAUAUUCCUGCCUAGCGGAGGUAUUUUUAUCAGUGCAGGUGGAACUUCUGUUAACGUUUACGAUGCGCUUGCCGGAGGAAGGAAGAUCGCCCAGUUGUCACAGCAUCAUAAAACUAUAACAUGCCUGCAACUGGCUAGCGAAGGUAAACGGCUUCUUUCCGGGAGUCUGGAUCGACACGUGAAGAUCUAUGAUAUUGCGACCUACCAAGUGGUGCAUACGAUCGAUAAUUCCAACGCUGUAUUGAGCUUGGGCGUUUCUAAAAAUGACGAUACACUUGUAACUGGGAUGGUAGACGGUUUGAUAGCCAUACAUCGGCGGGAUGUGGAUAAAGAUAAAGAUGGUGAAAUGAAGAAAUUUCGACAAUCUAAAGCUAGAGCAAGAUAUGACAACAUUUUCCAGUCUGCUGAUGAGCAAAUUGUCGAAUUUCGACACGAUCGGAUAGAGCAGUAUGAUCGGAUGUUAAGGAAAUACGAGUACUCGAAAGCUUUGGAUAGAGUUAUGCUACCAAGCGUGAUGGGAAAAACGCCCGAAAAAACGGUAGCUCUUAUAAAGGAACUUAUUCGUCGCAAAGGAUUAGACAGAGCCCUCACAGGCAGAACGCACGCGUUUCUUGUUCGUUUCAUUAAUUUCCUCGUGCGUAACAUUGGAGAUUAUCGGUUUACCCCAGCUUUAGUUGAUGCAGCCAACAUCCUCUUGGACGUGUAUGAAGCUGAUUUCGAACAAUUCGCUGGAACUGAGGUCGGUAAGAUCUUGAUUAAUCUUUCGAGGCGGCUGAAAAAGGAAGAGCAGAUCAUUAGCGAUUUCCUCGAGGUGCAGGGGCUUCUAGAGAUGAUUUCCGCCGCGGCUGAUGUCAACCAGGCGGUCAAUGAAGACGACGAAGCAGAGUGGGCGUUGGACGAAGAACUUCAACCUUCAGUUAAUGCACAGAAGCAAGCUGUUAUCAAUAUCGAUUGAUCUACGAGAAUGAAAUAUAUCACUAUAAACAAG
Molecule: messenger RNA, 1720 nt
Organism: Armigeres subalbatus
Lineage: Eukaryota; Metazoa; Arthropoda; Insecta; Diptera; Culicidae
Product: U3 small nucleolar RNA-associated protein 15 homolog
Exons: 2
Coding region: 98-1687 (529 amino acids)
Biological process (GO): positive regulation of transcription by RNA polymerase I; rRNA processing
Cellular component (GO): nucleolus
Molecular function (GO): protein binding
Source: RefSeq, a predicted model, not a curated record